CGCCUCUUAGCGAGAACGGGAUUAUUCAUACAGCGACACAAUUUCUCUGUUUGUUAACUAUGGCUGGCAGUAGAGGGGCUACUUUGCUGCUUCGUUGUGCAGCUCCAAAGCCUUUUAAAGUUUCCUAUUUCAGCACAUCUUCACGUCUUGGGGCACAGAACUAUGAACUGGUGGUCGUUGGCUCUGGAGCUGGUGGUUCGGCCAUUGCCAGCAAGUUUGGGUCUAAACUGGGCAAAGGGAAAGUUGCCGUCAUUGAGCCGUCUGAUGUUCACUACAAUCAAGCCAUGUUUACGCUAAUUGGAGGAGGGCUGAAAAAAAUGGAGAAUUCCGCGAGGCCGAUGUCGUCUGUGAUCCCCGACACCUGUGACUGGUUCAAGGACAAGGCAAUGGAGUUCGAUCCCAAGAACGAUAUUGUAACAACUGCAGCGGGGGAUCAGAUCAAGUACCAGUUUCUAGUCGUUGCCAUGGGUUUGCAGCUGCAUUACGAAUAUAUUAAAGGUUUACCUGAAGCAUUUGACGUUGAUCCCUACUUAGUCACCAACUACUCCCCAAAAUAUGUGUCUCGUACCAUCAAUGGUAUUGAGACAUUUAAGGGCGGCAACGCGGUCUUCACGCUACCCAAUACGCCCAUCAAAUGCGCUGGAGCCCCCCAGAAGAUAAUGUACUUAGCCGAGUCCAAAUGGAAGGCGAGCGGAAUUAAAAACAAGACUAAAUUGAUCUACAAUACGGCACUUGGCGUCAUGUUUAGUGCACCAAAAUACGCCAAGGUACUGGAGCAAAUAUGCAAAGAAAGGGGCAUAGAGGUAAAUUUCAAGAGAAAUUUGGUUGAAGUGCGGCCGGAUAAGAAGGAGGCAGAUUUUAUGAAGCUGGAUACAGGAGAAACGUAUACACUUCCGUAUGAUUUCAUGCACGUCACCCCUCCUAUGACCCCUCCCACAGAGCUCAUGAAUAGCCCAAUAGUGGAUCCAACCGGCUAUGUGAACGUGAAUAAGAACACCCUGCAGCACGUGGUCUACCCGAACAUCUUUGCCAUUGGAGACUGCACCAAUGUUCCAACAUCGAAGACUGCAGCCGCCGCAGCAAGUCAGUGCGGUGUGUUGAGGAGAAAUAUCACAGCGGCAAUGAAUGGAAAAGAAUUAGUACCAAAGUACGACGGAUAUACGUCCUGUCCAUUGGUCACUAGCUACGAAACUUGUGUUAUGGCAGAGUUUGGCUUCGACGGUCAUCCAAUGGAAACAUUCCCAUUCAACCAAGCUAAGGAAAGACGCACGAUGUUACUUACGAAGAAACAUGUUCUUCCUGUAUGUUACAACCUGAUGCUAAAAGGCUGGUGGGAAGGUCCUGCUCCUUUCCGAAAGUUGUUUCACCUCGGAUUGACCAAAUAGACGGAGCCAGGUUGCUAGCGUUGGACAACAAAUAUAUACACAACGGCAGCGUUAUUGUCAUACAGUCUAAAUUGUGUUAAAGGGAUUUUAAGCAGGAUACGGAAUAUGUAACAAACAUUUAAUGCAUAAACGUAUUCCUAACAUAGCGGCUAAAAAUGAAUCUUACAUUAUAUCAUGAGUGAAAAAUUAAAAAUAUGUCUUCCUUUUAAAUGGUUUGUCUAUAAGACAUAUUAGGACACAACCCUUCUAGUAAAAUUUCCUGCCAGAACAUUUGAGUUGAAAAUAGAUGCAGCCAUUUGAUGUGGCUCUAGCUGUUGCAAAAUGAAUGGUCUUUAAAACCUUCAUUAAAGUGGCCUAUACAUAUAUAUUUUGUCGAGGAAGCUAUACACUGCGAGGAGCGAGUGAGAAAACCAGCAUGUCUACAAUGUAGUAACCAUGAAAAAGUGAACACGCACACUCCACCUAACAUGGACACCUUAAACGAAACCAUAAAUUGCAAUAUUUUUUCAUUAUGUCAACUAUACGUACCAUGCAGAUGUCGUUAUUUUUUCUAAAUUGUUCAAGAUUUUUAAUCAUGUCAAAUACAUGGAAUGUGAAUGUUUUCUCGUCUUCUGUGAACAAUUGCCAAUGCUGUCUUGCACACAAUUAUCGCCUCUUGUUUGUUGUUAGUCAUACAAAAUGUUGAAAAUAUAUUCUGAAAAAGUC
Molecule: messenger RNA, 2090 nt
Organism: Lingula anatina
Lineage: Eukaryota; Metazoa; Brachiopoda; Lingulata; Lingulida; Lingulidae
Product: sulfide:quinone oxidoreductase, mitochondrial
Cellular component (GO): mitochondrion
Molecular function (GO): sulfide:quinone oxidoreductase activity; FAD binding
Source: RefSeq, a predicted model, not a curated record